This is a messenger RNA of Condylostylus longicornis, 1189 nucleotides long. It is a transcript of the gene eIF3i, whose product is annotated as eukaryotic translation initiation factor 3 subunit I. The transcript is spliced from 3 exons. NCBI's taxonomy places the organism in Eukaryota, Metazoa, Arthropoda, Insecta, Diptera, Dolichopodidae. Gene Ontology annotation, molecular function: translation initiation factor activity; RNA binding; protein binding. Bases 138 to 1115 code for a protein of 325 amino acids. Gene Ontology annotation, cellular component: cytoplasm; eukaryotic translation initiation factor 3 complex, eIF3m. The record is from RefSeq and is a predicted model, not a curated record. Gene Ontology annotation, biological process: cytoplasmic translational initiation.
UGUCAAUAGUCAAAUCAAAAGCAUUUUAUUUUUUCUUUCUGAAUUCGAUCUGAAAAAAUUUGCCACACAUUGCAUUGAUAUUCUCAUAAAAAAGAUAUUUAACAUAUUUAAAAUAGUAAAUAAAUAGUAGCAAAAUAAUGAGGCCGCUAAUGUUACAAGGGCAUGAGCGUUCUGUAACGCAAAUUAAAUACAAUCGGGAGGGUGAUUUAUUAUUCUCGUGUUCGAAAGAUCAAAAACCGAAUGUGUGGUGGUCAGUUAACGGAGAAAGGCUUGGUACCUAUAAUGGACAUCAAGGAGCUGUAUGGUGCUUGGAUGUUGAUUGGACUUCUUCAAAAUUAAUGACAGGAUCUGGUGAUAUGACAACUAAAUUAUGGGAUGUCGAACGAGGAGAAGUAACCGCGUCGAUAGGCUCGAAAUCAGCAGUUCGAACUUGUAAUUUCAGCUACUCAGGAAAUCAAGCAGCGUAUACCACUGAUAAAGCUAUGCAACAGAAUUGUGAACUUUUUAUUGUUGAUGUGAGAAAUGUAGACUCCACUUUAUCACAUCAAGACCCAAUCAUGAGAAUACCAAUAUUGCAGUCAAAAGUAACAUCUAUGCUAUGGGGACCUUUAGAUGAAUCGAUUAUUACAGGUCAUGAAAAUGGUCAAGUAACAUUAUGGGAUAUUAGAAUAGGUAAAGAAAUAAAUGCUGUAAAUGAUCAUACUUCCGUUAUAAAUGAUAUGCAAAUGAAUAAAGAUGGAACAAUGUUUGUAACUGCAUCAAAGGACACAUCUGCAAAACUUUUCGACUCAGAAUCACUGAUGUGUCUAAAAACUUACAAAACAGAAAGGCCAGUUAAUUCUGCUUCAAUUUCCCCUAUCCUUGACCACGUUGUUUUAGGUGGUGGACAAGAUGCAAUGGAAGUUACAAUGACAUCAUCUCGAGUUGGUAAAUUUGAUUCUAGGUUCUUCCAUUUAAUUUACGAAGAAGAAUUCGCAAGAUUGAAGGGACAUUUUGGUCCAAUAAAUACAUUAGCAUUUCAUCCCGAUGGCAAAAGUUAUGCAUCUGGCGGAGAAGAUGGUUUUGUUCGGGUUCAAACUUUUGAUAGCUCUUAUUAUGAAUAUGUUUUAGAAUAAUUCAUUUUGUGUGAGAGUCUUGAUAAUGGGUUUUAAAUUGAACAAAUAUAAAUAUAAAUUCAUUUUUCUUUGUA